This is a messenger RNA of Striga asiatica, 564 nucleotides long. Lineage: Eukaryota; Viridiplantae; Streptophyta; Magnoliopsida; Lamiales; Orobanchaceae. The record is from the annotation of a GenBank genome assembly.
AUGAGAGAAAGUUUUCCUAGAAUACCAUCUGAAGAAGUCAAUGAGAAAAGAAUGGUAUUCUCCAGUGCUCCCAAGUCUGCAAUGGAAGAAAGAAAGGGUCCUUCGAAGCGUGACAAAGAAAUGCUGGCCCUUUUUCUCCCAAAACUUCCUCAAAGAAGAGCCCUUUAUGGCAUUAUGGCAUUAGCAACUUCACCGACCUUUGGAAACUAUUACAAAUAUGUAAAGGAGUCAAGGGCUGGUGGUAAUCCAGGAGGCUUGCUUUGUCUCGUCUCGGGACCGGACGUAGGAAGUUUGAUCAAGUAUCUCUAUCAUUAUUCGACGCCCGUAUUCUUGCAUGGCUUAAAUAUGAAAGAAGUAUGCGAACGUUCGGACUCGAGAAUACGCCUAGAAAUUCCACUGGAAAUCUUUAGUGAAAAGGAGUUCCAGAAAGAACAAACUAAGCGGUAUCCCGCCAGAUCUCUGGCUACUAUAAAGAUAGAAGAGACGAAAGCCUUAACAAGGAAGGGUAAGCUCUUCAUCGGGCGUAUACCACUAAAUCGUUCCCGGAUAUCCUAUGCUUAUUGA